GAAUGAAUGAAUGAAUGUGUGUAUGUUUUUAUUUCUUGGUGAUGACCAAAUGUCCCAACAAGGAAAAGCAUAUAUGAGAGUUUUGGUUACUGAGGUUAAGGUUAGAUUUAGAAGAAGGUCCUUAUAAGGAUAAUAAGACAAACGUGUGCGCGUGCACGCGCAGUAGGUUCUCUGCGUCUCCGCGCCGCGCCUUUUGCACAAAGACUGCUAAUAAACACAGUCAAGUUCAGCGGUGGCGCAUUAAUAACUUUUCCUCGCGGCUCACUGCGACGAUACGGGAUUUGAUUCCGUUUGUUCCUUUUCACUUUUGAAAAUGGAGGACUGGAGGAUUCUUUAUUGCGUGAUCUAAAAAAAAAAAACAACCCGGGUGCUUUUGAAAUUCAUUACACACACACCUUUUUGCUCAUUUAACUCUGAUUAGCGCGAGCGCCGAGGCUGCAUGGAGGCACCGGGGAAUUCAGAGAAAUCUCAACUCAUUAACGAGAGAAAUGCCAGAACAUACUCUCUUAAACUCAAAAGUGAAUUUCCUGGUUCCAAAGAAAGCUACCCAAGUCGGGUGUAUGAGAACGGGGAGGCUACUGGGGCCAUUGAGUUGCAGCGGCCUGUCGGAGCCCACUGCCAUGGAAGCAAAGCUCAGUGGGAGGAGAACCGUGAUACACUUUUGGCUAAAAAGAAGCUGUACAUUGCCUCGAUUAUCUGCCUGGUCUUCAUGAUUGGGGAAGUGAUUGGUGGUUAUCUCGCCCACAGCCUGGCCAUCAUGACGGACGCUGCUCAUCUGCUCACAGACUUUGGCAGCAUGAUGGUUAGCCUUUUCUCCCUGUGGAUUUCCUCUAGACCUCCCACCAAGACCAUGAAUUUUGGCUGGCACAGAUCAGAGAUUUUGGGAGCGCUGAUAUCCAUAAUGUCCAUCUGGAUAGUUACUGGGGUGUUGGUGUACCUUGCUAUUGAGAGAAUUGUAAAAAAUGAUUAUGAAAUUGAUGGCAGAGUGAUGCUGCUUACUUCGGGAUGUGCUGUUGUGGUCAACAUCAUAAUGGCGUACAUCCUCCAUCACUCCACUACCUUUCACGGAAAUGAUUCUGGCUAUCACAAGAUUACUGAAAAUGGGAUAAGUCCUGUGGGCCAUGGCCACUCCCACAGCCUUCUGGGCAGCCACGGAAACACCAGUGUCAGGGCGGCAUUCAUCCAUGUUUUGGGUGACCUUUUACAGAGCUUUGGGGUGAUGGUUGCAGCUAUCGUUAUCUACUUACGGCCUGAAUACAAAAUAGCUGAUCCCAUUUGCACGUUCCUGUUCUCUCUGUUUGUCCUGGGGACAACAGUUACCAUUCUCCGAGAUGUGUUCCGCAUCCUCAUGGAGGGUGCACCCAGAGGAAUUGAAUUUAACUCUGUGAAGGAGGUGCUGCUAUCACUGAAAUCUGUAAAGGCUUUGCACAGUCUGCGUUUGUGGGCUCUAACUGUUGGACAGACCUUGGUUUCUGUCCAUGUGGCCAUUGAGGAAAAUGCAGAUCCUCAGAAUGUCCUAAAGGAAGCUACAGAGCUCCUGCAGACCAAGUUUGGCUUCUACAGCACCACCAUCCAGGUCGAGCCCUACAGUGAGGACAUGGCCUACUGCACCAUGUGCCAGGAUCCCAUGGACUAACCAAGACAAUCCGGUGAGGAAAACUGUCCUGCGGAAGUGGCCUGUCUAAAACAUGUGUACAUUGUUUUUGACUUUGUUGAGGCUCCAUAUCCAGAAAUGCUGCUGGUGCAUUAGCAGGCCCUUUUUUUUCUUUCUUUUUUUUUUUUUUUUUUACAUCAGUAUUCUUUAUUAUACAUAGAUGCAGAGAUCCUCUCAUGUUUCCUCUGUUUUACUGACGUUUUCCUAAAAACAUAAGCUUAGUCGGCUUCCCAUAAGCUGUGCACAAUGUCAAUAUUCUGGAGUACUGAAUAGAAAUAUGCAUUGUCUAUUACCAAAUAGAGGCAAUAAACGGCUUUCUUGCCCUCUACUGACCACCACAAGGCCUAGAGUAAUGUUUGAUACUUUACAUUGUUGGACCAUGUUGUAAAUAAGAAGCAGUAUGACACUUGAAGUUGUUUUCUUUGCUCACUUCCAAACAGAGAUUGGACACAAUGGCCCCUAAUAAUCAAAGUUGUAUAAGGUCAAAUGUGAUUGGAAAACCACAGCACACAGUGACAGUUUCUGUGUUGAUCGAUUUCAUGUUCAGCAGAUCUAAUUUAUAUGAUCAAACUCGCAUCUCGUUGGAAUGCUUUUCAAUCUCAUGCUUGAUUUUGAAUGUAAAUUACUGAAAUCAAUAUAAUCGAUAAUUACAGCAAGGAAGUAAGUAACAACUGAAUAACAAAUAACAUUUAACACCCGCACACAUGGAAGCCUCAUUAAAAUAGUUCCAUGGGCAGGCAGUUUGUAAAUGUUAAUUGCAGGGCACAGAUAUAGCUCAUUGCUCCAUCAAAUGAGUAACAGAUGUCUUUACAUACAAUAGGCACCAUGGAGCUGCACAGGGAUGAGGACCACACGCUCAAGCUAUUCAGAGAUGCUUGGAUAUCAUUGCACUUUUUUCUGCCUUUUGAUUGAUUUUUUCUUUUAGGAUUAUUUGAAGGAUUUGUUUAUUUUAGUCAUGUUCCAUCUGGGUUUUUUUUUUUUUUUGCACCUCCUCAUUCAGAACUGUGAUUAUGUAUAUGUGAUUUUAAAAAUUUUGUUUUUUUUUGUUUUUGUCCAGCAUCUCAGAGCUCCACCAACAUUUUGCAUAUCAAUAUUUAUGGAUAAAGCUUUAAAUAAGUCCAACAACAAACAGAGAAAAUUUCUAUAUAGGAUUGCAACAGUCAGAUCUCUUGAACCAUCCUUUCCUGUGUUUCAAGUUUUCAUUUUGUAUGUACCUUCAUGCAAUCUCCCCCCCACCCCCCCAUAUUUGUUUGCAGCAAACUAGGACAUAAACACCUCUAACUCAGCUUCACUGAAAUGAUUUUUUUGCCCUCUCUAUUUAUUUAAUUCCCCCAAUUUUUUUGAUUUAUGAAAUAUAGCUUGUUUGAAUCAUUUUUCAUUUGAUCCACUGUAGUAAUGCCUGUAUAAUUCAGUGUGGUUGUUGUAAAUUGAUACGAGGGUAAAUAUGGGUGUGUUAUGCUUAUGACCAGCAUAAGCGACUCGUGGGCAGGAGAUUCGUUUCACACCACUGAAGCCGAUUCAUGACUUGUGCUCAAAUCACAGUUUGAUUAUUUUGUGAAUAAGACUCUGAUUCGUUCAUUCAUCAUUCUGUGCACUCAAAUCCGUAGUUCUUUCUGGGCAGCUUUAUUAAAUAUUUCAUUUUUGUGUAUGUUUCUAGAUUUUUAGUGUUUUGUUUUGACAGCGUGAAACACUUCAAAACAAUUCUAGCAACUCUAAGCACUCAGGCAGGAAAAUUAGCGAGUGAAAGAUGGGUAUGGAUGUGAUUUCUGUGAGGUUUCAGUGUGACUGCCUGGAGACAGUAAACCAUUCUACCUACAAUAUGGAGAGAGAGAAAUCAAUUAAGGUAGAGAGAAAUUCAAGGUCAAAUUCAAACUGGAGUGUCACUAGUCUGAUUUUACUUUCCCAGCUUGCUGAGUUGCAGUACACAACAGGGAAGUUGAGUAAUUUGGAUGUGGCUGGUGCUUAAGCAUUAGCAGACUAUUACUACUGAUCAAAUGAACUGUUACCAUAUGACAAGGAGAGAUCUAUACUCUAUACCAAGUACAUAUGAUUUUUGUGACUGGUUCGAGUGCCAUAUAGUACACUGCCAUAAAAUUCAACAGAUGUGACUGCCACAUUCCAAUGAGUAGCUCAGUGCUGCCAUUAUUCUAUUAAAGGGACAAAAUGCUAAUGUAGUUACUAAUAUUCAAUAGCAACAUUAGCAUUUUUGCAUCAUUAAAAGGGCAUGGCAAACACCUUAUAUGAAUAGAAAGUGUAUCAAAUUAACCAUGCA
Molecule: messenger RNA, 3926 nt
Organism: Ictalurus furcatus (blue catfish)
Lineage: Eukaryota; Metazoa; Chordata; Actinopteri; Siluriformes; Ictaluridae
Gene: slc30a2
Product: solute carrier family 30 member 2
Exons: 8
Coding region: 440-1636 (398 amino acids)
Biological process (GO): zinc ion transmembrane transport; response to zinc ion
Cellular component (GO): plasma membrane
Molecular function (GO): zinc ion transmembrane transporter activity
Source: RefSeq, a predicted model, not a curated record